Stylophora pistillata is the source of this 1976-nucleotide messenger RNA. RefSeq names its product angiopoietin-related protein 7. The record is from RefSeq and is a predicted model, not a curated record. Lineage: Eukaryota; Metazoa; Cnidaria; Anthozoa; Scleractinia; Pocilloporidae.
UUAAGACUCUGAAUAUUGGUCCAGCCGGAGCUUGAACCCUCGACCUCCCGCACAACAGACCGACAUCUACUUAAACCUGGAUGUAAAAUGUAAAGGUUUCCUCCAAUCAUCCCCCUCUGGUUUCCCUUUGAAGUUUGGUGUUGGUAUAUCUCUCCGCACGCAGAGCCCUUACAUUUGCAAUUACUACUUUGCCAAAUGUCCAGUUUUUCGAAUUGAAGUAAUUCGAGUUAAUUUCAAAUUUUCCUCUCGAAAAUAUUGAACUUGAUGAACUCAUAAGGAGGUCUAUUCUGCGUUGAGCCAGGCGACGAAAGUGGUAACAUUUUUGGUGUAAAAAGAAGCAAAUGGAUGUUGUCUAGUGUACAUAGUGUGUGCUUAUCAACGGUAAGUUACGCUUCCUCGGCAAGCUUAUGUGUUUACACUUAUUAGAACCAUGUAAAGACAAGAACGAGACUAAAAAUAAGAGCCAAAGUUUAAGGAUUACUUAAGUGCUUGUAGAGCAAAUUCAAUUCCAUUCAUAAUGAAUAAGAUAUGAAAAUGUCACGAAAUUUCUGGUACAUUUUUUCGUGCAAAAGUGAGGAUUUCAUCGCCUACUGUCUUAUUCUGAUAAGAAAAAUUGCGUCACGUUUCCUCUCCCCAAAAGUCGGAAGCUCACUUUCCUUCGCACGCAACGUUCCUUUAAUUUAUGUUCACCUAUCAUGUCCUGGUUCGUUUUGUUUUGUUUUUAUUUCCUAUCGAAGGAAAUCUGCGUAAUAUCCCUUUCGAACGCGGAGGUUAUCUAAAGGUUUAAAAUGUGUUUUCUCUCUUUUUACCCCCAAAAAUUGGACGGUUGGUUUCCUUCGAUUCAAACCUCCUUUGAUAUUUGUUUGCUUGUUUGUUUUGUUUCGCUAGUUUUUUUUUUGUUUUUGAUUUUAUUUUUUUACUUAUUUCUUAUCAUUCAACAGACACAUGUGAGGGAUGUAAAAUAUCUAUCUAACAAAGAGUCUGAAACUUUAUUGAAACCGAUCAGUGCAGCUUUUACUGGGUUGGAUCAAGCCUCACGCAUCAGAAUGACUUCUGUUUCCCUAAGUUCCACCUUACCGCCAGUGGUGCUUUUUAUGAUGACAAAUCUCUUUGCUUCGAAGCAUGCAGCCCCGAUGCCUUGCCAUAUCGACAAUGGAGGCUCCCUGAGAGAGAUACAGGAAAAACUUGGACAGCUUCAAAUGGUAGUAAAACUUUUAAAGGAAAACAAGAGAGCAGGGAUAUCCAAGAACUGUGCUGAGCUGUACAAAUCCGGUAGAAGAGUCAGCGACGUCUACACAAUCGACCCUGACGGUUCAGGUGCCUUCGAUGUAUACUGUGACCAAACAACAACUGGUGGGGGAUGGACAGUAUUUCAAAGAAGAUUCGAUGGCUCUGUUGAUUUCAACCGCACCUGGGAUGACUACAAACAUGGCUUUGGCAGUUGCCUCAAAGGAGAGUAUUGGCUGGGAUUGGACAAGAUCCGUCGCCUGACGAGAAAUGAAGCAGAAAACAGACUUCGAGUGGACCUUGGAGUGACCGCUAACAAAUCCGUUCACGGUGAAUACGAGUGGUUUGGAUUAAGAGACGAGAAAGCUAAAUACCAAUUGAGCCUUGGAAAUCUAUCAGACAACUCCACUGUUAAUGAUUCUCUCCGCCAUCAUGUGGGCCAGUUUUUUCACACGUGGGAUAAGACUGAUUGUGCCUCUACUGAUCGCAUGAACAUUGGUGGAGGAGACGCCGGUAAUUCUUUUGAUAAAAAUAACAAGGCUCGAUUUUUAACAAGUGAAAGAGACGAGUACCAGUGCCCUAAGACACUUGGAGCUUGGUGGUUUCCCGAAAAUAACUGUGGUAACUCCAACCUUAACGGUGAAUUCCAACAUGGAGAUGGUUUAAGAUGGACACACUGGAGUAAAUAUCAGCCUGGAAUCUCAGCCACCAAAGUUGACAUGAAGAUUAAGCCGGAUUGCACAGAAUAA